GGGGGAGGCCUUUUAACCUGACACGCCGGACCAUGGACAGGAAGAGGAAAUGGGUGCUGAGCAGCGGUGCUUUGCUGGUGAUAUUCCUUGGUCACAUGACCACAGCCUUAGAAGUGCCUCUUGACCGUAAGUACUGUAGGAUAUGGUGACUGUAGAUCAGAAUGUUCAGAUUGUUCAUAGAAUUUAAGAUGGUGACUCCCGCAAUAUUGAAUGGGUACUGUAUUUUUUUGUUACUGGAAUUGUUUGUUUUCAGAUUUCAUGACAUUACUGGUUACAAGUUAGUAUGUACAGGGUUCGGAAGCAUUCAGUCAAUUAACCAUAGAUACAGUAGCUUCCUUCCAGUGACCUGCAUCUCAACAACACUGCAUGGUGACAUGAUAUGCAUGUUGGGACAGAUCUCAGAUGAUGAUACAGUUCAACCACAGUGAAGAGGAAUCCUCUAUUAUUGUCUUGCCACAUUGCAUGCAUCCCAAAUGGCACCCUAUUCCCUUUAUAGUGCACUACUUCUGACCAGAGCCCUAUAGACCCUGGUCAAAAGUAGUGCACUAUAUAGGGAAUAGGGUGCCAUUUUGGACUCAAACAUUACCCACAUUACCUUUAUCUGCCUGUUGACUAAUACUUAGCUUUCCUCACCUUCCUCACCAUUUUAUGACCAUUCAUGGGGGACAAAAAGCUAAGGUUCUGGAAGGAUGUAAGUUAUCAGUGCAUGACUCUGUCUCUGCCGUGAGAUGUAGUGUGGAGUGAUGGAGUGUGGAGAUAUUACUGUCGUGUGGAUUGGAGUGACGUCACUAAAUUUGCAUGUAGCUAUUUGGCCCCCUGUGUUUACAAACAAGCUUUUUAUUGAUUUUUUAUUUAUUUCAUGUUUGUCAUUCAUGUUUGAACCCUUUAAUUGAAUGGUAAUACAAUGAUCGUCCAUAAGUAUAAUAAGAUGCAAUGGUGAUUUACAUGUAGCAUUGUGGUUGAUAGUUACAGGAAGUGUUUGCUGCAUCUUGUCCUGCUGAGUGCAUGCUGCUUACUUUUCCUUCCAUUUGAUUUAAUGCUGGCUAAUGUGUUGCGUCUGCUUCUCUCUCUGAGUGAGUGUGUGUGUGUCUCUCUCUCUCUCACUAUGUCUGUGUGUUUGUUUGUGUGUGUGUGUGUGUGUGUAUGUGUGUGUGUCUGUGUCGCUAUGUGUGUGUGCACAUUGUGGAGUGAGGUGUGUGUAGAUUUGCCUCUGUUUAACCCUCUCGUUACCCCUCCCUCCAGUACCACAGCCCCCCACUAUAACCCACCAAUCCCCUAAGGAUUUCAUCAUCGACCCUCGGGAGAACAUCCUCAUCUACUGUGAGGCCAAAGGGAAGCCGCAUCCCAGGUGAGUGGAAUGCUGUGUGAAUAAAUCACAUUGAAGACCAUUACCAUAGAGACCCAUCGUCCAUCGCGUUAGUAACACUUAACUGCAACACCUGACUGAGCCUAACUGCCUACAGUUAAGUAGAAACUCCCUCUUGAGAGUCUCUACGCUCUUAGAAAUAAAAGCUGCUAUCUGGAGCCAAAAAGGGUUAUUCGGCUGUUCCCAUAGGAGAACCCUUUGAAGAACCCUUUAAGGUUACAGGUAAACCAUUAGAUACACCACCUUCAGUACUGACUCUCAAGUGGAGGGUUCUAAACCAUUAGAUACACCACCUUCAGUACUGACUCUCAAGUGGAGGGUUCUAAACCAUUAGAUACACCACCUUCAGUACUGACUCUCAAGUGGAGGGUUCUAAACCAUUAGAUACACCACCUUCAGGACUGACUCUCAAGUGGAGGGUUCUAAACCAUUAGAUACACCACCUUCAGUACUGACUCUCAAGUGGAGGGUUCUAAACCAUUAGAUACACCACCUUCAGGACUGACUCUCAAGUGGAGGGUUCUAAAUGAGUCACAUGAAUCCCAAUAUUCAGCCCUAUUCCAUGAACUGGAUACAUGUCUAACCUCAAUUAGAUUUUCUACUGUACUCUACUCUACUCUACCGUACUCUACUUUAACCCCUUAUGUUUCAUCCAGCUUUUCCUGGACACGGAAUGGGACGCAUUUUGACGUGGAGAAGGACUCUAAGGUGUUGAUGAAGCCGAGCUCAGGGACGCUGGUCAUAGACAUCAGUGGGGAGAAGGCUGAGGCCUACGAGGGGGUCUACCAGUGUACCGCACGCAACGAGCGCGGGACCGCUGUUUCCAACAACAUCAUCAUCAGACAGUCCAGUAAGGACUGUUACUUCCAACUGUCACUGAGCCUGUCUUUACCCUGAACCUGUCUUUACCCUGAACCUGUCUUUACUCUGAGCCUGUCUUUACCCUGAGCCUGUCUUUACCCUGAGCCUGUUGUUACCUGAGCCUGUCUUUACCCUGAGCAUGUCUUUACCCUGAGCCUAUCUUUACCCUGAGCAUGUCUUUACCCUGAGCCUGUCUUUACCCUGAGCCUGUCUUUAACCUGAGCCUCUUUACCCUGAGCCUGUCUUUACCCUGAGCCUGUCUAUACCCUGAGCCUGUUAUUACCCUGAGCCUGUUGUUACCCUGAGCCUGUCUAUACCCUGAGCCUGUUAUUACCCUGAGCCUGUUGUUACCCUGAGCCUAUCUUUAUUCCGAGCCUAUCUUUAACCUGAGCCUGUUAUUACCCUGAGCCUGUCUUUAACCUGAGCCUGUCUUUAACCUGAGCCUAUCUUCAACCUGAGCCUGUCUUUACCCUGAGCCUGUCUUUAACCUGAGCCUGUCUUCAACCUGAGCCUAUCUUCAACCUGAGCCUAUCUUCAACCUGAGCCUGUCUUUACCCUGAGCCUGUCUUUAACCUGAGCCUGUAUUUAACCUGAGCCAACUAUAGUACAACUAUUUUACCCUGGGAUUCUAGUCAUAACAAACACUUCUUCACUUUGUAAACUCUCCCUGAAGGGAUGAUGAAUCUGUAUUGAACAAGUAUUAUAAUCAGCAGAUCUUUACAGAUUAGAGUUAACCAUUCUGAUAUUUUAAAGACAUAACUCCCUGCAUUACAUUUUAAACAGGGCCCCUCCCUCCCUGCAGUACAUUUUAAACAGGGCCCCUCCCUCCCUGCAGUACAUUUUAAACAGGGCCCCUCCCUCCCUGCAGUACAUUUUAAACAGGGCCCCUCCCUCCCUGCAGUACAUUUUAAACAGGGCCCCUACCUCCCUGCAGUACAUUUUAAACAUGGCCCCUACCUCCCUGCAGUACAUUUUAAACAGGGCCCCUCCCUCCCUGCAGUACAUUUUAAACAGGGCCCCUCCCUCCCUGCAGUACAUUUUAAACAGGGCCCCUACCUCCCUGCAGUACAUUUUAAACAUGGCCCCUACCUCCCUGCAGUACAUUUUAAACAGGGCCCCUCCCUCCCUGCAGUACAUUUUAAACAGGGCCCCUCCCUCCCUGCAAUACAUUUUAAACAGGGCCCCUACCUCCCUGCAGUACAUUUUAAACAUGGCCCCUACCUCCCUGCGGUACAUUUUAAACAGGGCCCCUCCCUCCCUGCAAUACAUUUUAAACAGGGACCCCUCCCUCCCUGGAGUACAUUUUAAACAGGGCCCCUCCCUCCCUGCAGUACAUUUUAAACAGGGCCCCUCCCUCCCUGCAGUACAUUUUAAACAGGGUCCCUCCCUCCCCACAGUACAUUUUAAACAGGGCCCCUCCCUCCCUGUAGUACAUUUUAAACAGGGCCCCUCCCUCCCUGUAGUACAUUUUAAACAGGGCCCCUCCCUCCCUGCAGUACAUGUUUAAACAGGGCCCCUCCUUCCCUGCAGUACAUUUUAAACAGGGCCCCUCCCUCCCUGCAGUACAUUUUAAACAGGGCCCCUACCUCACGGCUGUCUGUAUGAUGUGUGUUUGUGUGACACAGGGUCCCCCUUGUGGUCGAAGGAGAGGAACGAGGCAAUCAUGGUGCAGGUGGGGGUGUCUCUGGUCCUGCGGUGCCGACCCCCUGCAGGCCUGCCUCCUCCCAUCAUCUUCUGGAUGGACAACAGUAAGUCUUCAUGGGGUUUCAUACGUUUAUAUAUCACUGUUGUUUGUUGAUUACAUCAAGACAGUAUGCUGUAAAGCCCAAUUUUAGAAGUCUUAUUGUCGGACUGUGCAAUACAAUGUGUUUAGAGUUUAUAUAGAGGUUGUUUUUGGUUGUCAGCAAGCAUAAAUAUUUAGUGUAAUUGUAUACAACCACCAUGUGUAACAUAUUCAUGUUUCCCCCCCCCCCCUCCCCCCCCUCCAGACUUCCAGCGCCUACCUCAGAACACACGUGUGUCCCAGGCGUUAAACGGGGACCUGUACUUCUCUAACGUCCUAUUGGAUGACACCAGGAACGACUACAUCUGUUAUGCCCGCUUCCCCCACACACAGACCAUUCAGCAGAAACAACCCAUCACUGUCAAAGUCCUGGACAGUAAGUGUCCAUCCCACUCAGCACAGAGACUUUUAACCAGUCUCAGUGGGUUCCUAACCCUUAGAUGUUUGCUGAUCUGUAAGUUGGAAGCAAUAAGGUGGAAGCUCCACCAUUACACUGCUUAUACCUAUCAAUACCCUUCAGAUCAGCAAACAAGGGUUAGGGCCAAGGCAAAGGGAGCAAAUUUGGGCAAGACGGUCUAUGUCCUGGGCUGUCCCUGGGUUGUCUGGUUCUAUCUGUGGUCUUAGUGGAAACCAUGACAUUAAUUGUCAUUGUAUGUUUACAUGUUUCUGUGCAUCUCCACAUUACCUUGUUUUGCAAUAUUUUAAUAUUGUGAUCAUUUUCUAGAGUAUUUUGUAAUACUCACAUCAUUUGAAUGUGUGAUGCAUUUUUUAAAACUGUCCUUUCAUGUUGCUGUUGUUCGAUGAUCUCCCUUUCUCUGAACUGAAUCUCCCCCAUGGUUGUUCCCCUGUAGAUGUCUAAGUAGUACUGCAUGCUUCUGAUACUUCUGAUUGAUUUUUACAGUGGAUGCAAUCAAUGAAACUGUGGCAGCUAUGUACAAUUAUACGAACGAUUUAUUUGUUGGUGAGUGCUGGUUUACCCCCUUACCCCAAAGUGAACCCAGCCCCAUCCCAACUCCUCCUUUUAGUCUAACCUCACCUGAAAUAUACCUGACCCACCUGACUCCAACACCUGUUGUAUAACCUACCUGGAAUAUACCUGACCCACCUGACUCCAACACCUGUUGUAUAACCUACCUGGAAUAUACCUGACCCACCUGACUCCAACACCUGUUGUAUAACCUACCUGGAAUAUACCUGACCCACCUGACUCCAACACCUGUUGUAUAACCUACCUGGAAUAUACCUGACCCACCUGACUCCAACAACCUGUUGCAUAACCUACCUGGAAUAUACCUGACCCACCUGACUCCAACAACCUGUUGUAUAACCUACCUGGAAUAUACCUGACCUGAUAAUCUACUCCCAACCUCCUCCUGUGUGACUAAAUUAACAUUUAUAACAUAAUAUUACAAAAUAACAUCAAACAAUGUUAAUUAAAUUCCAUAACUAAACCCUCUCCCUUUACGCUGUACUUUGUUAGCUUAGCAUACCUUCUCACUUUGAAAACCAAAUGUCUAAAUGAAAGGUGGAUUAAUUUAUAGAAAACCAAUCAGGAAAAAGCAACCAAUCAAAUCCCUUUUCUUUACUGUAAUGGAUGUUCCUUUCUUUGGCUGGAUAUUCCUUCCAAAGCAAUGGACAUUAAUCUACUAAUGUUAACCAUAGGCUGAGCAUUAGCUUAGCAUUAUUCAUAGUAAAAGGUAUGCUCCUCCUAGUUUCAAUUCAACACGUAACCCAAUAGUUAGAUGAUGAAAUCCAAUGUGAAGCAAACAGCAUAUAGGACUAGUUUGAUGAAACUCUUGCCUGACCCAUAGGCAGUAUUUUCUCUCUCUUCUAGAUCUUUCCAUGUUCUUUUAAUGUAAGUCUCCGACCCUGAAAAAGGCAUGCAUGGAAAGAUCAUUAAACUCAAUCUGUGUUCUGUCCAUCAAAUCAGCGGUUCACGUCAAUGUGUUGUAUACAGCACAUUCCCCCCAGCUCUACUCACUCAAUCUAGUCUAAUUAUAAAUUUACCCGGAAGAUAUUUUCCAAGACCUUUCAGUAAGGGAUUGCUUAUGGCUGAAAAUGUCAGAAUCAUAGCAACCGUAGCUAGCUUAUGGCUAAAAUCUGUCAUAUGAUUAUAUCGAGGAAGGAUACUAAGGGUGAUGUGGUGGAAGGAAGCUCUAGGGGCAGUGAGAGAUCCCUUGGUUGUCUUGGCAACGGAUUGACGAAGGACGACCUGUCUCUCCAGGUGUUCUGUGUUUACUUUAGACCAGUGGCCAUACUGUAUAUAGUGCACUAUGCUGAAUAGGGUGCUGUUUGGGAAGCAGCCUCUGAUAGGGCCAACGUAGGGCCUGCCUGGCUACAGUUAAGUCAUUAUAUAUCCACUAUCACAGUCCAUAACAGCACGUGAUAUUACUACUAUCCUUUAAUAGUCUAUAUGUCGCUGGUGCUGGACUACUGGCUCUACGAACUGAACGCUCACAGCUAGCUACAGACAGUUAUACCCUUUCCAAUCCAGCAACUAUGGUGGAUAUGUACCCACUACCCAGGUCAGUGAAGUACUACUCAGCUUGUCUCAGCUCGGCUUGGCUCAGUAGUGUGAACAGGGUAUAAGAAACGUGUGGUUCUGGUGCUGAGAUGGUUGUUUCCUGUCCUGUUCUCCAGACAGUCCAUCGGGGGAGCGGCAACCCAGCUUCAUGGCUCCUCUUGGGAAGAGCAGCACCCAGAUGGCCCUGAGAGGAGGGGUUCUGGAGCUGGAGUGUAUCGCUGAAGGACUGUAAGUACACCCACAACACUGCUUGAACAACACUGCUGUGCACAAGGUUUUUGACUUCUGUUUUUGCACAAGGGCAGGUUGGUUUGUUUAGUCUUUGUAUCUGACUGUUUCUGCAUUCAGCAAUACUACUUGUUUGGUAUUGCAAAACCAGGCUGGUUACCUAGACAACAGUUGACUAGCUGUCUGUCUGUUCUUUUUGGGAGAUGACAAUACACAGAUAUUGGUAAAUUAUUUCUUUUUUGUUGUUGUUUUUGCUAGCCCGACUCCGGAGGUGUCCUGGUAUAAGGAGAGUGGCGACCUUCCUAGCAGCCGGAUGUCCUUCCACAACUUCCAGAAGACGUUGAAGAUCGCAGACGUGAUGGAGGCGGACGCUGGGGACUACCGCUGCACCGCCAAGAACAGCCUAGGCUCCGCCCACCACAUCAUCAAAGUCAACGUCAAAGGUCUGUGACACAACGCAGAGUUAGGACUAGAUGAAAUAUGUGGAGAAAUGUUCCUGACACUGGUACCUUUACAGUGUUACCGUAACAGAAAUGUUCCUAACACUAGUACCUUUACAGUGUUACCGUAACAGAAAUGUUCCUAACACUAGUACCUUUACAGUGUUACCAUAACAGAAAUGUUCCUGACACUAGUACCUUUACAGUGUUACCGUAACAGAAAUGUUCCUGACACUAGUACCUUUACAGUGUUACCGUAACAGAAAUGUUCCUGACACUAGUACCUUUACAGUGUUACCGUAACAGAAAUGUUCCUGACACUAGUACCUUUACAGUGUUACUGUAACAGAAAUGUUCCUGACACUAGUACCUUUACAGUGUUACCGUAACAGAAAUGUUCCUGACACUAGUACCUUUACAGUGUUACCGUAACAGAAAUGUUCCUGACACUAGUACCUUUACAGUGUUACCGUAACAGAAAUGUUCCUGACACUAGUACCUUUACAGUGUUACCGUAACAGAAAUGUUCCCAACACUAUACCUUUACAGUGUUCACAUAGAGUGUUUGCAGGGUGGUGAAAACUAUAGGAAGGCUAUUUUUUCAAGCAUUGUGUUUAGAAUUUGGCAUGCAGAUUAGUCGUCACUCUCCUCUCUCUUCCUGACUAAUCCACCCCCCACCACCCCUCCCCCUCAGCGGCUCCGUUCUGGAUCAGUGCCCCCAGGAACCUGAUACUGGCCCCCAUGGAGACGGGCAUCCUCACCUGCAGGGUCAAUGGAGACCCCAAGCCCAAAAUCACAUGGUCCGUCAACGGAGUCCCCAUCGAAAGUGAGUCUAGUCCACUUCCACCCCAGCCUGCGGCUCAAUGGAACGAAUCCUAACUGGAGAAAUGCACACUAAAGCUUACAUUUACAUUUGAGUAAUUUAGAAAACACUCUUAUCCAGAGCGAUUUACAGUCAGUGUGUUUCACAGUAGGUAGAACAGCAACAGAGCUCAGAUACUUUUGCAGAAAUCAUUCAUUGAUGUCAAUGAGAGAUUUGCACGAAACAUGGUGAUGCACGCAAGUAGAGUAUCCUAUCUCAAGUUAGGAUUCGUCCCCUAUGUGACCAGAGCACACAUCUAUACGGUUUCAUCUCUCUGUUGAGUAUGAACAUCCAGAUGUGCAGGAGGAAGAGUGAACAGAGGAUUGAAUGUGUGACAUACUUGUAUAUCCAGCCUGUGAUCCCUUGAUAGACUCUCCGAAGGACGUGAGUCGGAAGGUGGAGGACGACACAGUGAUUCUGAGCGACGUCCAGACCGGCUCCAGCGCUGUCUACCAGUGCAACGCCUCCAAUGAGUUUGGCUACCUGCUGGCUAAUGCUUUUGUCAAUGUGCUUGGUGAGUUACUGGAAACACAACCAUUGAGUCUGCCUUUUAGAAUCAGGAUAUUGAGUCAAUAAACAAAAAACAACUCUGAACUCUUGAGCAUUUUGUGUUCGCUGCGUCAUUCUCAUGUCAAGGUAUGGUAUAGUAAUCAUUAUCAAUAUUAUUUGUUUCUGUUUUCAGCCGAAGCACCAAGGGUGCUGACUCCCCCCAACAAUGUGUACCAGGUCAUCACCAACAAUCCUGCUUUACUGGACUGUGCCUCGUUCGGCUCACCCAUACCAACCAUCACAUGGUUAGUCCAUCAGACUCUAAGUAUCGCAAGCCAGUCAGCCAGAGUCUAGUCUCAUAAGCCAGUUAGCCAGAGUCUAGUCUCACAAGCCAGUCAGCCAGAGUCUAGUCUCAUAAGCCAGUCAGCCAGAGUCUCGCAAGCCAGUCAGCCAGACUCUAAGUCUCCCAUCUUGUUUAUAAAGUAGGUACAGUACAUAUCCAGUGGUUGCCCAGUAGCUUUUUCAUGCUCUCAAAAACCUUUCUCACAAGAGACACCACGUAGGGAUGUUGUAAAGGGCACUCUGUUAACACCACUCUGUUAACACCACUGCACUUCCUAAUGGAGAUCACUGAGGCUAGUGUGAUCGUGAACAGAGGGCUGCUAAUGAAUAUGACACAGUGUCCAGUAAAGUCCUACAGUCACAAACUGUUCUACAUUAUCUUCUCAUAAGGAACUGAGCUGAUGAAGUCUCACAGGGUCCUAGUGUUCUAGUGUGUUUCCUCUGAUGAAGUCUCUCAGGGUCCUAGUGUUCUAGUGUGUUUCCUCUGAUGAAGUCUCACAGGGUCCUAGUGUUCUAAUGUGUUUCCUCUGAUGGAGUCUCACAGGGUCCUAGUGUUCUAAUGUGUUUCCUCUGAUGAAGCUAUCACCAGGAGUCCUAGUGUUUAAUGUGGUUCCUCUGAUGAAGUCUCUCAGGGUCCUAGUGUUCUAGUGUGUUUCCUCUGAUAGUCUCUCAGGGUCCUAGUGUUCUAAUGUGUUUCCUCUGCAGGUUUAAGGACAGCCAGACUAGUAUCCUGAAUAGAGACCCAUAUAUGAUCCAUAAUAACGGUACCUUAGAGAUCAACGUAGCCCAGCCCCUGAACAGUGGCAAGUACACCUGUAUAGCCUCCAACAACCUGGGAACAAAGGAGAACCAUGUCUACCUAGAGGUCAAAGGUCAGACAAGCCCGCUCCUAACCUGAUUAUAAUGCUUUAUGAAUGUAGUUAUAGACACUUAUAAUGCUUUAUGAAUAUAGUUAUAGACACUUAUAAUGCAUUAUGAAUGUAGUUAUAUACACUUAUAAUGCAUUAUGAAUGUAGUUAUAUACACUUAUAAUGCAUUAUGAAUGUAGUUAUAGACACUUAUGAUGCAUUAUGCCUGUAGUUAUAGACACUUAUAAUGCAUUAUGAAUGUCUUUAUAGACACUUAUAAUGCAUUAUGAAUGUAGUUAUAGAUGUUAUAAUCCAUUAUGAAUGUAGUUAUAAAUGUUAUAAUGCAUUAUGAAUGUAGUUAUAUAUGUUAUAAUCCAUUAUGAAUGUAGUUAUAGAUGUUAUAAUGCAUCAUGAAUGUAGUUAUAUAUGUUAUAAUCCAUUAUGAAUGUAGUUAUAUAUGUUAUGAUCCAUUAUGAAUGUAGUUAUAGAUGUUAUAAUGCAUUAUGAAGAGGGUAUUCAUAGGAAGUGUAACCAUAUGUGUGUAUUUUCCUCCAGAGCCGACGAGGAUCCUGGCCCAGCCAGAGUACAUGGUGGUCCAGAGGAACAGGAAGGCAGUGUUUGAGUGUAAAGUAAAACACGACCCCACCCUCAUCCCCACCAUGACCUGGCUCAAAGACAACGGAGAGCUGCCUGACGACGAGAGGUACUGGAGACCAUCUCCUCUAUACACAUGUUCUCUUUACAGACAUGGGUCUGCUAUAGGCCAGUGGUGGUCAACCCUCCUCCAGGAGAGAUACCGUCCUCCAUGAUUCUGACACACCUCAUUCUACUAAUCAAACUGCUCCUCAGGCCCUUUAUUAGCUGCAUUAUAAUAAUAAUAAUAUGCCAUUUAGCAGACGCUUUUAUCCAAAGCGACUUACAGUCAUGCGUGCAUACAUUUUUGUGUAUGGGUGGUCCCGGCGAUCGAACCCACUACCUUGGCGAUACAAGCGCCGUGCUCUACCAGCUGAGCUACAGAGGACCACACAUUAGGUGUGUUAUAGCAGGGCUGGAGCAAAAGUAUUUUAGUAAAUGUAUGGUUGGAUGUUACUGUAAGCAGGAUUGUCUGACUGUGUGUGGUGGUGUUUUGUUAGGUUCGUGGUGGACACUGACAGUCUGACCAUCAAAGACGUGACAGAGGGGGACGAGGGAACCUACACCUGUGUCAUGAACACCACCCUGGACCAGGACUCAGCUAGCGCCAUGCUCACUGUCGUUGGUGGGUUUACCAUUAUACUUCACAUGAUGUUUACCUAACUUAUCUUAGGAAAUAAAACACAUUCUAUCAUUUCCUUGUUAUCUAUAUUCUAUCUCCUUUACUUACCCUUAUGACAAAGGAUGUUUUUAGUCUCUGUGGUAGACAAGCUUGUUCUGAAUAGUCUGCUAACAUCUUUAUUUACAUACUUUGUAGUCUGAUCCAACGCUCACACACAGUUGUAAUACUAGAGUGUUGUAAUACUGAUGAUUGACCAUAGUAACAGUAGUAUUUCAUAACCAAUACUAGUGUUGUAAUACUGAUGAUUGACUAUAGUAACAGUAGUAUUUCAUAACCAAUACUAGUGUUGUAAUACUGAUGAUUGACUAUAGUAACAGUAGUAUUUCAUAACCAGUACUAGUGUUGUAAUACUGAUGAUUUACUAUAGUAACAGUAGUAUUUCAUAACCAAUACUAGUGUUGUAAUACUGUUGAUUGACUAUAGUAACAGUAGUAUUUCAUAACCAAUACUAGUGUUGUAAUACUGAUGAUUGACUAUAGUAACAGUAGUAUUUCAUAACCAAUACUAGAGUGUUGUAAUACUGAUGAUUGACCAUAGUAACAGUAGUAUUUCAUAACCAAUACUAGUGUUGUAAUACUGAUGAUUGACUAUAGUAACAGUAGUAUUUCAUAACCAAUACUAGUGUUGUAAUACUGAUGAUUGACUAUAGUAACAGUAGUAUUUCAUAACCAAUACUAGUGUUGUAAUACUGAUGAUUGACUAUAGUAACAGUAGUAUUUCAUAACCAGUACUAGUGUUGUAAUACUGAUGAUUUACUAUAGUAACAGUAGUAUUUCAUAACCAAUACUAGUGUUGUAAUACUGAUGAUUGACUAUAGUAACAGUAGUAUUUCAUAACCAAUACUAGUGUUGUAAUACUGAUGAUUGACUAUAGUAACAGUAGUAUUUCAUAACCAAUACUAGUGUUGUAAUACUGAUGAUUGACUAUAGUAACAGUAGUAUUUCAUAACCAAUACUAGUGUUGUAAUACUGAUGAUUGACUAUAGUAACAGUAGUAUUUCAUAACCAAUACUAGUGUUGUAAUACUGAUGAUUGACUAUAGUAACAGUAGUAUUUCAUAACCAAUACUAGUGUUGUAAUACUGAUGAUUGACUAUAGUAACAGUAGUAUUUCAUAACCAGUACUAGUGUUGUAAUACUGAUGAUUGACUAUAGUAACAGUAGUAUUUCAUAACCAAUACUAGUGUUGUAAUACUGAUUAUUGACUAUAGUAACAGUAGUAUUUCAUAACCAAUACUAGUGUUGUAAUACUAAUGAUUGACUAUAGUAACAGUAGUAUUUCAUAACCAAUACUAGUGUUGUAAUACUGAUCAUUGAUGAUAGUAACAGUAGUAUUUCAUAACCAAUACUAGAGUGUUGUAAUACUGAUGAUUGACUAUAGUAACAGUAGUAUUUCAUAACCAAUACUAGUGUUGUAAUACUGAUGAUUGACUAUAGUAACAGUAGUAUUUCAUAACCAAUACUAGUGUUGUAAUACUGAUGAUUGACGAUAGUAACAGUAGUAUUUCAUAACCAAUACUAGAGUGUUGUAAUACUGAUGAUUGACUAUAGUAACAGUAGUAUUUCAUAACCAAUACUAGUGUUGUAAUACUGAUGAUUGACUAUAGUAACAGUAGUAUUUCAUAACCAAUACUAGUGUUGUAAUACUGAUGAUUGACUAUAGUAACAGUAGUAUUUCAUAACCAAUACUAGUGUUGUAAUACUGAUGAUUGACUAUAGUAACAGUAGUAUUUCAUAACCAAUACUAGUGUUGUAAUACUGAUGAUUGACUAUAGUAACAGUAGUAUUUCAUAACCAAUACUAGAGUGUUGUAAUACUGAUGAUUGACUAUAGUAACAGUAGUAUUUCAUAACCAAUACUAGUGUUGUAAUACUGAUGAUUGACUAUAGUAACAGUAGUAUUUCAUAACCAAUACUAGAGUGUUGUAAUACUGAUGAUUGACUAUAGUAACAGUAGUAUUUCAUAACCAAUACUAGUGUUGUAAUACUGAUGAUUGACUAUAGUAACAGUAGUAUUUCAUAACCAAUACUAGAGUGUUGUAAUACUGAUGAUUGACUAUAGUAACAGUAGUAUUUCAUAACCAAUACUAGUGUUGUAAUACUGAUGAUUGACUAUAGUAACAGUAGUAUUUCAUAACCAAUACUAGAGUGUUGUAAUACUGAUGAUUGACUAUAGUAACAGUAGUAUUUCAUAACCAAUACUAGUGUUGUAAUACUGAUGAUUGACUAUAGUAACAGUAGUAUUUCAUAACCAAUACUAGAGUGUUGUAAUACUGAUGAUUGACUAUAGUAACAGUAGUAUUUCAUAACCUUACUGUUGCUGUGUAGUCUUAUUCUCCCUCUCUCAGACCAAUGUUGUGUCACUAACCUCUAACUCCUACCUUACGCCUGCCCUCGCUCUCUCAGAGGCUACUCCAACUCCUGCUAUUGUCUACGGUAAACAACGCUGGCACUAUUGGCCGUAUUAGCAUUCCAUCACCAUCACCAUCGUCAUCAUUCCUCAUCCACUCCUCUCCCUCGGUCCUGAGUGUGUGAGAGCUGACCCUCACCCUUACUGUAACAGUCCUGAGUGUGUGAGAGCUGACCCUCACUCUUACUGUAACAGUCCUGAGUGUGUGAGAGCUGACCCUCACCCUUACUGUAACAGUCCUGAGUGUGUGAGAGCUGACCCUCACCCUUACUGUAACAGUCCUGAGUGUGUGAGAGCUGACCCUCACCCUUACUGUAACAGUCCUGAGUGUGUGAUAGCUGACCCUCACCCUUACUGUAACAGUCCUGAGUGUGUGAGAGCUGACCCUCACCCUUACUGUAACAGUCCUGAGUGUGUGAGAGCUGACCCUCACCCUUACUGUAACAGUCCUGAGUGUGUGAGAGCUGACCCUCACCCUUACUGUAACAGUCCUGACCGUUUUGUUAGCAUGCUAUGGCUCUGUUGUGAUGCUCCUGCAGUGGCACAUUGACAGACCGUGACCAGAGGGAACCAGUCUGUGUGUGUUUGAAGUGUCUGGUGUAUCAUUAGAUUUAUUCAGUAGUGUGAUUAUUAUUAUUAUUAGUUCCUAUGUCUGACUACUGUGUUUUGUGUUGGAGUUGUAUCCUGCUCAUUUUAGACUCGCGCUCAGUUAAUCAGUUUAUCAAACAAGGCAUGCUGACUCCCACCACCCAAAGCAUCAAGUGACCUUGUUGUUGUAGUGAGUGGUACUGACACCAUGUUUUCCUCUCCAGAGGAACCGGACCCUCCUACAGACCUGGAGCUGACUGACCAGAGAGAUAGGAGCGUCCAGCUCACCUGGAUACCUGGAGACGAACACAACAGCCCUACACAGAGUACUGUAUUAUAAUGAACACAGCAGCCCUACACAGAGUACUGUAUUAUAAUGAACACAACAGUCCUACACAGAGUACUGUAUUAUAAUGAACACAGCAGCCCUACACAGAGUACUGUAUUAUAAUGAACACAACAGUCCUACACAGAGUACUGUAUUAUAAUGAACACAACAGUCCUACACAGAGUACUGUAUUAUAAUGAACACAACAGCCCCACACAGAGUACUGUAUUAUAAUGAACACAACAGCCCUACACAGAGUACUGUAUUAUAAUGAACACAACAGCCCUACACAGAGUACUGUAUUAUAAUGAACACAACAGCCCUACACAGAGUACUGUAUUAUAAUGAACACAACAGUCCUACACAGAGUACUGUAUUAUAAUGAACACAACAGCCCCACACAGAGUACUGUAUUAUAAUGAACACAACAGUCCUACACAGAGUACUGUAUUAUAAUGAACACAACAGCCCUACACAGAGUACUGUAUUAUAAUGAACACAACAGCCCUACACAGAGUACUGUAUUAUAAUGAACACAACAGCCCUACACAGCGUACUGUAUUAUAAUGAACACAACAGGGUCACUACCAACAGGGUCAACAGGGUCACUACCAACAGGGUCAACAGGGUCACUACCAACCCAAGAUCCAAUCCAUUUCCCUCCUCUUGUGUUCUAACCCCUCCUCCAUGUUCUAACCCCUCCUCCAUGUUCUAACCCCUCCUCCAUGUUCUAACCCCUCCUCCAUGUUCUAACCCCUCCUCCAUUUUCUAACCCCUCCUCAAUGUUCUAACCACUCCUCUAUGUUCUAACCCCUCCUUCGUGUUCUAACCCCUCCUCCAUGUUCUAACCCCUCCUCCAUGUUCUAACCCCUCCUCCAUGUUGUCUCCCCUCCCAGAGUUCCUGGUCCAGUAUGAGGAUCUGCUCCACCAGGCUGGGGUGUGGCACAACCUGACAGAGGUGGAGGGCACCAAGACCACGGCCCACCUGGACCUGUCCCCCUACGUCUACUACUCCUUCAGGGUGCUGGCCAUGAACCAUGUGGGCCACAGCCAGCCCAGCCAGCCCUCCAGGCAGUACAGGACCAACCCUGCAGGUAAAACUAUACUGUGGAUCUUAGUUUAUUAAACCAUGUGGGCCACAGCCAGCCCAGCCAGCCCUCCAAACAGUACAGGACAAACCCUGCAGGUAAAACUAUACUGUGCAUCUUAGUUUAUUGUCAAAGAAAUGCAAAUGGUCUGUUCUAAAACUGUAGAAGUGUUAGAGGUAGGGAUGACUAGUGUUGAAGAGUAGGUUGGUCAGAAGUGUUAGGGUGAGAGGUAGGGAUGGCUAUAGAGUAAGAUGGUCAGAAGUGUUAGAGUGAGAGGUAGGGAUGACUAUAGAGUAAGAUGGUCAGAAGUGUUAGAGUGAGAGGUAGGGAUUACUAUAGAGUAAGAUGGUCAGAAGUGUUAGAGUGAGAGGUAGGGAUUACUAUAGAGUAAGAUGGUCAGAAGUGUUAGAGUGAGAGGUAGGGAUGACUAUAGAGUAAGAUGGUCAGAAGUGUUAGAGUGAGAGGUAGGGAUUACUAUAGAGUAAGAUGGUCAGAAGUGUUAGAGUGAGAGGUAGGGAUUACUAUAGAGUAAGAUGGUCAGAAGUGUUAGAGUGAGAGGUAGGGAUUACUAUAGAGUAAGAUGGUGUGAUGUACACUGUAGAAAAUAGGUUUGGUCUGAUCUGUGAUCUGUUUGUGACUCUGUUAGCUCCAGCUGAGAAUCCAACAGAUGUCCAAGGUGUUGGAACUGAACAUAAUAACUUAGUCAUCUCAUGGAAGGUAAGAUAUGCUCCAUCUAAAGUAUAAUCACUAUCAUUAGUCCUAAUUCAGCAGCCUGCAGUGGAUCAGUUUGAGUAUUCCUGACCCUAUUCAUGGUGGCACCAUAUCAUUAUUAUCCCAGUGAUUCCAAGACCCCUCUUCCCCUCUUCCCCUCUAAUCUCUCUCCCAUAGGAGCUGACAGGCCUCCAGUCCAACGGGCCAGGACUACAGUACAAGGUGAACUGGAGACAGAAGGAUGUGGAGGAGGACUGGUCUUCUGAGACCGUGGCAAACGCCUCCAAGUAUGUGGUGUCAGGCACGCCCACUUUCGUACCCUACGAGGUCAAAGUUCAGGCGGUGAACGACUAUGGAAACGGACCAGCGCCUGAGACAGUGGUGGGAUACUCUGGAGAGGACGGUGAGUAUUGUAUUGUGUGUGUGUGUGUGUGUGUUUGUGUAUGUGUAUGUGUCUGUGUGUGUGUGUGUGUUUGUGUGUAGAGAGGACUGUGAGUACUACUACUGUACAUGAGGAGGUUGUGAAUGGAGAGAGCAAUGGUCUUUUUCAGAGCCAUGCAUCAUUUUCAGAGCCCAACUGAAACUGUCACCAUAAGUUCCAAUAACUUCCUGCUCCCAUUCAUUUCUAGUUAGAAUGCAAAUUAGAAUGAUGUUGUCAUGAAACAUUUGAUGCCAGUAUGGAGUAUAGUCUGUUGAACUGUUUGUCUGUCACUCAGUGCCCAUGUCAGCCCCAGAGAGUGUCCAGGUGCUGGUUCAGAACGGGACGCUAGCAGAGGUUCACUGGGAGCCUGUCCUCACCCCCAUGGUCAGAGGACGACUACAGGGCUACAAGGUAGUGUACACAGAAACCAGGGAUCCCUCACAAUGUGGAGAAAUGUUUAUUAUCACUACAGUAUAUUGAUAGUUGAAAUACAUACGUAGCAGUUAGUGGCAAAGUUAAGGUGGCAAGAUUCUGGUAUGUUUGCCAAAAUACCCAUGUUUUCCUGCAAUCAGGAGGGGAUAAGCAGGAAAUCUGACAAUCAUCGAACCAGGAAAAACCUGGUAAUUUUGUGAAAGUGACCAGAAUGUUUGUGUGAUGUUUGUGAUGUGUGAUGUGUGAUGUGUGAUGUGUGAUGUGUGAUGUGUGAUGUGUGAUGUGUGAUGUGUGAUGUGUGAUGUGUGUGUGUGUGAUGUGUGUGUGUGUGUGUGUGUGUGUGUGUGUGUGUGUGUGUGUGUGUGUGUGUGUGUGUGUGUGUGUGUGGUCCUGCAGGUGACCUACUGGCGUGAACGUAGCCUCCACCAGGCAGAGGGACAACAGGGGGAGCAGCAGGUGUUGGCCUUCAGUGGGAACAGGAGUGAGGGCAGACUACCAGGCCUCCAACCAUACAGCCUCUACACACUCAACAUCAGGGUGGUCAACGGCAAGGGAGAGGGGCCCCCCAGCCCCAACCAGAACUUUGAGACCCCAGAGGGAAGUAAGGGUCAUCAUUCAGACUCCUACUGUUAUUGGAUAGAUUCUCUGUGUGUAAUCCGUAUACCAAAGGAGGCUGGUGAGGGGAGGAUGGAUCAUAAUAAUGAAUGGAAUGGAGUGAAUGGAAUGGUAUCAAACACAUGAAAACCAGGCGUUUGAUGUGUUUGAGACCAUUCCAUUUACUCCGCUCCAGCCAUUACCAUGAGCCCGUCCUCCCCAUUUAAAGUGCCACCAGCCACCACUACUGUGUACAUUUAGUCAUGCAUUGUGCUAUACUGUAGGAAGGGGCUCACUAUGGGCUUGAAACAAGGCUGAUAAAAGGUCAGUACUUGUUCACAUUCCAUAUCAGGUUAGAAUGGUUUUGUCUGUACGCUACUAUAUGGUUUUGUGCUUAUGAAUGAUGUUUUUCUUUAGUUAAUAAGUAAUGUUUUAUAAUUGCAUCCAUACAUUAUGUCAUUGUAUUCCUGUGUUUGUCUGUGUGUGUUUAGUCCCCGGUCCUCCUUCCUUCCUGCGUAUAAAGAACCCCAACAUGGACUCUUUGACGCUGGAGUGGGGUCCUCCACAGGACAACAAUGGCCGUCUCACCGGAUACACACUGAAAUACCAGCCAGGUAAGUGGCUGACCCUGGCUUCUACCCCUAUGGGUGUGUAUGUGUGUGUGCCUCAGUGUGAUUGGGUUAAAAUCAAAAGAAGCGUUUCAAUAUCUUUAUCUUCAUGGAUCUCUCUCUCUCUCUCUCUCUCUCUCUCUCUCUCUCUCUCUGGCUCUCUCUAGGUCUCUGAUCUUCUCUCUCUCUCUAGCUCUCUCGUCUCGGCUCUCUGCUCUCUACUUACUCUCGCGCUCGCUAGAUAGCAGCUCUCUCGAAGAGAGCGAUCUAUCGCUCCUCUAUCAAUCGUCCUCUCUUCUCUCUCUGCUCUCUCUCUCUCUCUCUCUCUCUCUCUCUCUCUCUCUCUCUCCUCUCUCUCUCUCUCUCUCUCUCUCUCUCUCCCCCUCCUCCUCCUCUCUCUCUCUCAGUCAACAACUCCAAUGAGCUUGGUCCCAUGGAGGAGAUGACGUUCCCAGCCAAUGAGACCACCAUAACCCUGGCCAACCUCAAGUACAGCACCCGCUACAAGUUUUACUUCAACGCUAAGACCAUCAAGGGCUCCGGCCCAACCAUCACAGAGGAGGCUGUCACUAUCAUGGAUGAAGGUAAGUUUUACGUAGAAUGAAAUCCAACACUAGAAUGGCCUUUGGCAUCCCGGCAAGGUGAUUACAGGACGGCCAUCUUGGUCAGGGAAUCUAAUGUAUCUCUAUGGAGCUUUAGGUACUGUGAAAGCAAAUUGUACAAAGUAUUAUGGGUGUGUUGAAGUUUAAAGCAGCUGUCUAGGAAUUUGAGAGUGGUUUCUCUCAGAUUUCUCUCAGCUGUUUACCAAAACAAGUGGUGGGCGGCAGUUUACGGACUGUAACUUUUCCUACAGCGCAGCGUCCAACGUUUCCUACGGCGUCCCAUAUGGGAGUCAUUCUUUUCUCAGCGGACACUUUGCAGGUUGCAUGAACUCUUUGACGUGUUCAAGUGUGGUAAAACUGUCACCCGUGUUGUUCGACCUGUAGUGAAUCAUUCUGUUUGGCUUCAACUUGGUGAAAUAAGACUUUGUCUUUUAAAAUGGGACCCCAGUGUGAUCUAGUUGUACCUUUCCUUGCUCGUCUACUUACAUCACCUCUGCCUGUGUUUGUGCUCUCAUCUCUUCUCUCUCUCUUUAUUCCCCUCUUCCUCCUCUUCUCUCUGAAGCCUUUAUACAGCAACCCAUAGUAGAUGUGGUCAAAGGUAAAAUAAGUCUCUCAGCGGAAGCACCUGCAUGUUCUGCCAGAUAGAGAAACUAGACUCUGAUAGAUAGCUACUGUAGAUCUGUCUGCAUGUGCCUUCCUCCAUCAUCAGCGAACUGUAGCAUGAUGCACUACAGUACCCAUAAUGCUCUGUGUUAGCUACUGUGGGAGUAGAUGUUAACUCUAAGGCUACGUUCCAAUAGCCGUUCUAGAACACUGCUUAGAAUGCAUGCCCCCAAAGCAUUUCCUCACUCUAAGUGGUAAGCUAAAGAAAUCAUCCUAUAACUGCGUUCAUUGCAUCCGCAAGCACCAAGCCUUGUGUCCAAUUCGAAAAAGAAGGGUCACGUUAAAAGACCUAAAUGGAUUAAUAUUCUAGGCUACUCAUCUCUUUCAUUCUCUCAGUCUUUCCCCUAUUCCCUUGCUCUUGCUCAUGAAUGAAUUCCACCACUGUGUCAUUUGCUUUAUUAAGCCGUCCUGCAUGAUGCUGUACCACUGGACAGUCUGCAUGCUGUUAACUGCUCUAUCUCUAACUACUAGAACUACUAGUAACUACUCUAUAGUAUUGUGGUACUAUUUGUUUGUCUGUGGUGUCUGUUGUGUUUGUGGUGUUUGUGUUGUUUGUGGUGGUAGUGGUGUCUGUGGUGUCUGUGGUGUUUGUGGUGUCUGUGGUGUUUGUGGUGUUUGUGGUGUCUGUGUUGUUUGUGGUGUCUGUGGUGGUGGUGGUGUUUGUGGUGUCUGUGGUGGUGGUGUCUGUGGUGUUUGUGGUGUUUGUGAUGGUGGUGGUGGUGGUGGUGGUGGUGUUUGUGGUGUUUGUGUUGUCUGUGGUGUCUGUAGUGGUGGUGGUGGUGUCUGUGGUGUUUGUGGUGUCUGUGGUGGUGGUGGUGGUGGUGGUGUUUGUGGUGUUUGUGGUGUCUGUGGUGGUGGUGGUGUUUGUGGUGUCUUACUCUUCUCUGUGGUGUUGUUGUUUCAGGCCACACAGAACCCCAUCAUCCAAUCUCUCCCAUCACUCAGUCUCUGCGCCCCCCGUUUCACAAGGGUACUACAGCCAUUCCCUGUGUCCCUUACUUCUCUCUCCAUUAAAUCUCUAGCCCAAAAGAGGAACAUUUUAACUUAUCGUUUAGGGCAGUUGUGUGUCCUGUGUCUAGCUUGCAUAUGAGAAAUGAUUAGUUCUCAGGGAAAUAUGGUGGAAAAUGCAGAAAAGUAAGAAAAAGCAGAAUAUCUGUAGACAUUUAGUGAAAGGUGUGACUCAUUUUCUGGAAAACAAAACAUUAUUAGGUUACAAAGUCUACAGUUUGUAUUUGAGUCUAAGUUAACUCCUCCAUGACCUUCUGUAACGUCCUGUCUCUGAGACUGUAUAUUACUGGCUAUGAUUCCAACUUGUGUAGCUCAACACCUGUCCUGUAUGUAUGUUCUUCCCUGUGUGGUCAGUGGGUCCGAUAGGCCCGGCGUUCACCAAUGUAAACUCAUCUGUGGUGGGAGAGGAGGGAGCAGUGAUAAGUUGGGAAUACUUUGGACCAGAUAAGAAUGUGUAUGUGGAGUAUAUUGUAGAAAACAGUAAGCUAUUCCUACUUCUAUACAAUAUCGUCUCAUCACAUCACAAAGCAAAUUGCAUGCUCAUAAACAUACAGUUAAGCAUAUAAACUGCCUGUCAAACGUUAAAGUAUCAUUGUUCAUUUAUUCCUAAACUUGGAUCAUCAGUGCCUAUAAAAAUGAGUAUGCAAACCCACUGUUAACAUACCUCAUAGAAUGAGGAAGUGGCAUGCUCAACUCAAAAGUUUGAAGUAAUAAAACGUUUUUCAGUACAUACAUCAUAUUAUCACCCAAAUACUUGCCUUUUCCAAUACAUACUUUCCUUCUCUCGAUUUUCACUUUCUUCCCAACCCCUCCAUUCCCUCCAGGUAAAGAAGACUGGACAAAAGAGUUUGUAAACGGCAGUAGCGGGUCUCAGACCUAUCUGAUAAAGGGCUUAAAGCCGGGGACGUCCUAUAGGGUUCGGGUGGUAGUUAAAGACCGUUCUGAGGCUACCAUACACAGUACAGAGGAGCUAGUGAUAACGCUGCCAGGUGAGGCAGCAUGUUCAGAGCGCUCUGCCUCAGUGCACUGCAGGGUUGGAGACAAUUCCAUUUCAAUAUUAGUCAAUUCAGGAAGUUAACUGUUCCAGUUACAAUUCUAUUUCUAAUGUUCCUCAUUGCUUUUCAAUGAAUUAGAAUUGACUGAAUUGAAAUGGAAUUGACCCCAACCCUGAUGUACAGUAGAUGAUUGUUCCUUGUAGUUGCCUGCGUCACCCUUCCAUGCCCUCCUCCCAUGAUAAGACCUCCAUCAGUUUGACCAGUAAUAAUCUGGGGUGUAGCUAGUGUAAAAGCAUGGGAAGAGCAAGGUUUGAAGCAUGAUGUCCCUAAUUCAUUUUAAGGUAUCCUGUCUCUUUUCAGUUAGUGUUCAGUGAAAGUUGACUGUAUGUGCAGUAGAGGGUCAUUGUCAUUGCAUGUCUUCAUUUUUGAAAACAUUAAUUACUUUUUUUUAUCAGAUCUUUUCAUCCUUAAACAAUUUUUGGGAAAUUCCCUCCUGCUUCUUAAUUUAAUUUAACCGUUAUUUAUACAGGUCCUUGCCUGCGCCACUCCCCCCUUCAAAUAUUCACCUUCUAGCACCUUCUAGCACCUUCUAGCACUCUGACCACUUUGCCCUUUCUCUUCUUCCUGUGUGUGUGUGUGUGUGUGUGUGUGGUGUGUGUGUGUGUGUGUGUGUGUGUGUGUGUGUGUGUGUGUGUGUGUGCGUGCGUGCGUGUGUGUGUGUCUGUCAGAAGCAAUGAAAAGCAACCAGGUAGACCUAGCCACUCAGGGCUGGUUCAUAGGGCUGAUGUGUGCCAUCGCACUCCUCAUCCUCAUCCUCCUCAUCGUCUGCUUCAUCAAGAGGAACAAGGGAGGGAAAUACCCAGGUACACACACACACACACACACACACACACACACACACACACCCUAGACAUUCAGCAACAAUGAUAUUAAUCGUAUCCACAGUGAAAGAAAAAGAGGACGCUCACCAAGACCCAGAGAUCCAGCCUAUGAAGGAGGAUGAUGGGACGUUUGGAGAGUACAGGUGAGAGACACUCUAUAACACAACACACACAUUCCUGUUGAAGACUACUGUACUUGUUCCAUGUUGUUCUGAUUGACAUGUUGUUCUGAUUGACAUGUUGUUCUGAUUGACAUGUUGUUCUGAUGGACAUGUUGUUUUGAUUGACAUGUUGUUCUGAUUGACAUGUUGUUCUGAUUGACAUGUUUGGAUGUAUAGAACAUUUUACCAAGGAACAAGGAAACUCUCCCUUCCUGACUCCCUCGAGGCAAGACAGAAUCUACACCUCUCUGUGUUUAAUUAACAAGACAGAAUCUACACCUCUUUGUGUUUAAUUAACAAGACAGAAUCUACACAUCUCUGUGUUUAAUUAACAACACAUAAUCUACACCUCUCUGUGUUUAAUUAACAAGACAGAAUCUACACCUCUUUGUGUUUAAUUAACAAGACAGAAUCUACACAUCUCUGUGUUUAAUUAACAAGACAGAAUCGACACCUCUCUGUGUUUAAUUAACAACACAGAAUCUACACCUCUCUGUGUUUAAUUAACACUGUAAAUGCUGUACUUACUUACAAAUAUGAUUUUAUAAUCAAUCUAAGCAACUUUUAUACAUUGGUGUGUGUGUGCAAAUACCGUAUGUAUUUUAAUGUAAAAUUAAAAACAUCUGUCAUGCUAUCAUUGUUGAGUAGUGGUAUCAAGCUUUACUGUCUCUAUCUGCACACCACUAUCUUGUGAUAUCAUCAUCAUACUUUCUGUGCCAAAUCAUUUUUUGUGAUUUUGUUGACUCAUAAGAAAAAAGUAUGUGUUUUUAGUUGAAUAAUAAUUGCGGUGCGUCGAACAUGUGUUGACUGAUAGAGGCUUCUACUGUAAUACAUGGGUUGACUGUUUGAUAGCAGGCUGCUACUGUAACACAUGGGUUGACUGUUUGAUAGCAGGCUGCUACUGUAACACAUGGGUUGACUGUUUGAUAGCUGGCUGCUACUGUAACACAUGAGUUGACUGUUUGAUAGCUGGCUUCUACUGUAAUACAUGGGUUGACUGUUUGAUAGCAGUCUGCUACUGUAAUACAUGGGUUGACUGUUUGAUAGCAGUCUGCUACUGUAAUACAUGGGUUGACUGUUUGAUAGCUGGCUGCUACUGUAAUACAUGGGUUGACUGUUUGAUAGCAGGCUUCUACUGUAAUAAAGCACAUAGCGGAAUGUAUUUUCUCAUCCACCACUCUUCAUGUGUUCCUCCAUUGUUCUCUGUCUUUGGGGUGUAGGUCCCUGGAAAGGUAAGAGGGUUAGCGUUAUGCUAUUAGCAUACAGCAAGCCUGGCAUGCAUCACACAACCUCUGAUACCGGUCUGUGUGUGUCUGAACUGAUACUAAAGGAGAGGGGUAGGGCCUUGUCAAACCGAGCACAGAUAAUAUUAUGUCAGUUUUACUCACUUGUUUGUUGUCCAGCACCUGAUUGUAAACCAGUUAUAUUUAUUGAACACUAACAGUCACUAAAAUCAGAAGCUACUAUUUGACUGUGUUUCCUGUUUGGCUUCAUUUUCAGUUGCUUUCAAUGUUUCCUUUUGGGUAGAAACAUGUCAACAUUCGGUUGUAUUUAUGAGUUGUGCCGUUGUAAUGUCGAUCUAAUAUAAGUAUAUACACUGAGUGUACAAAACAUAAAGAACACCUUCCUAAUAUUGAGUUGCACCCCCUUUUGCCCUCAGAACAGCCUCAAUUCGUCAGGGUAUGGACUCUACAAGGUGUCGAAAGCGUUCCACAGGGAUGCUGGCCCAUGUUGACUCCAAUGCUUCCUACAGUUGUGCCAAGUUGGCUAGAUGUCCUUUGGGUGGUGGACCAUUCUUGAUACACACGGGAAACUGUUGAGCGUGAAAAACCCAGCAGUGUUGCAGUUCUUGACACAAACCGGUGCCCCUGGCACCUACUACCAUACCCUGUUCAAAGGCACUUAAAUAUUUUGUCUUGCCCAUUCACCCUCUGAAUGAAUCCAUGUCUCAAGGCUUAAAAAUCCUUCUUUAACCUGUAUCCUCCCCUUCAUCUACACUGAUUGAAGUGGAUUUAACAAGUGACAUCAAUAAGGGAUCAUAGCUUUCACCUGGAUUCACCUGGUCAGUCUAUGUCACGACAAGAUAAACAACGUGUUCAACUCCACCUUAUAUAAACUUAAAUCGGGUGCUAUGUCAUGGAAAGAGUAGGUAUCCUUAAUGUUUUGUCCACUCAGUGUUGUUAUUUAUAGACGGUAUAAAUGUACGAGUGGUGAGGACAUACUAAGGACAGCCAUUACUAAGUCUUAUAAUGUUGUACAGGAUGUAAUUCUCACCGAGUGGUAAUGUGGUACAGGAUGAUUCUCACGUAGUGGUAAGGUGUACAGGAUGUAGUUCACGUAGUGUAAUGUUGUACAGGAUGUAGUCUCACCGUAGUGGUAAUGUUGUACAGGAUGUAGUCUCACCGUAGUGGUAAUGUUGUACAGGAUGUAGUCUCACCGUAGUGGUAAUGUUGUACAGGAUGUAUUCUCACCGUAGUGGUAAUGUUGUACAGGAUAUAGUGUGCUGCACUUCUACUGGUAGAUUGAUCCACCAGAAUCAGUUCAGUUUGUCAUUUCAAUAAAAGGGUUUUUGUACGACUCAGCCCCUCGACCCCAAGACCCCUAUGCAUUUUGGACAGAUCUGUUAUUUGAAUCCCUCUGAGUCUUUAAUGCAUGUAGAUGCAAUGGAGAGCACAUGGUCUGAUGUCUGCCUAGUAUGUGCAUUAUGCUGAGAAGCACGCCUUAUAGAUUGAAAUGGAAUCAUGUCAAAGUAUUCGUCACCAAGUCCAGUCCUGCAGAACUAGGUGUUCCAGGCUUUUGCUCCAGCCCAGCUUGAACACAUCCUAAACAAGACCUUGGUCAGGUGAAUCAGGUGCAUCAAUGCCAGGCUGGAACAAAACCCUGCAGCCCCUGUAUCUCUCCAGGACCAAACUUAGCCACAACAAUCUGACCUAAAGUAAACCAUCUCUCUACCUCUUUACUCACAUCUCUUGCUCUCCCCCUCCCUCCUAACCCUUAGUGACACGGAGGACCACAAGCCUCUGAAGGGCAGCCGGACGCCGUCCAACGGCACGGUGAAGAGAGACGACAGUGAUGACAGCCUGGUGGACUACGGCGAGGGAGGGGACGGCCAGUUCAACGAGGACGGAUCCUUCAUCGGCCAGUACAGCGGCAAGAAGGAGAAAGAUACACACGAGGGCAACGAGAGCUCCGAGGCCCCCUCGCCGGUCAACGCUAUGAACUCCUUUGUC
Coregonus sp. 'balchen' is the source of this 25775-nucleotide messenger RNA. Lineage: Eukaryota; Metazoa; Chordata; Actinopteri; Salmoniformes; Salmonidae. The record is from the annotation of a GenBank genome assembly.